AGUCCCGCACGCUGUCAACAACGUAAACACGUGGCUCCAGUAACUACAAGCUGAUUAAUAUAAGCUUUGUUUUAUUCUGUAUGUUUGCUUAUUGAUUUUCUACAUCAGUUAUGCAGCUUUGUGGAGUUUGUAGCGAACAUGUUCCUAAAUACAGAUGUCCAGGCUGCAGAAUCAGAUAUUGUUCAGUGAGUUGCUUUAAAAGACACAAAGAUGAUGAUUCAUGUCAUCCAGUUAAAGAACCAGAUUCAGCCUCCAGCAGCUCAACACCAUUGAGCAGCGCUGAACAGCCGUGGACUGUUGAGGAUCUUCUUGAUGAAGACAGUCAGACUGACAAAGUGCCAUUACAGAAACUUCAGCAGCUCGGUGAUUCAGAAGCAUUGAAGGGUCUGUUGAGGAAUCCUCAUCUCCGGCGGUUAAUGAUGUCUGUGGACUCAUCUGAGGAUAAAGCCAAAGCCAUGCAAGAUGCCAUGCAGGAGCCGCUGUUUGUGGAAUUUGCUGAUCAGUGCUUAAAAAUUAUUGAACCGACAGAAACAGAGAAUGACUAUGAUGAUGAUGAAUUCUGAAUGGACUGAACUGUCACAUAUGGACCAAUUCCUAACACAAACGCAUCAAGAUGUUGAUGUAAUAAUGUAACAUUUUGUAAUGAAUCAAUUUCUUGUGAAUGCAAACAAUGUCUUAAAGGAAUAUUUUACACAAAAAUUAAAAUUGACUUAAAACGUCCUCACUCUCAAGCCAUCCAAGAUGUAGAUGAGUUUGUUCUUCAUCAGAUUUGGAGAAAUGCAUUGCAUCACUUGCUCACCAAUGGAUCCUCUGCAGUAAACGGGUGCCAUCAGAAAGAGAGUCCAAACAGCUGAUAGAAACUCCUAAUUUAGCCAGAAGAAAUGGUUUGAAGUUCUAAUGAUGGAUGUUUUUCUUAAAAACGCAUAGCUUUUGGAUUCUCAAGACGUUAACUGAUGGACUGGAGUGGUGUAGAUUACUUGUGGAUUAUUGUGAUGUUUUUAAUCAGCUGUUUGGACUCUCAUUCUGACGGCACCCAUUUACUGCAGAGGAUCCACUGGUGAGCACUGGUGGAUCUGUUCCUAUGAACAAACAUUUUGGAUGGCCUAAGGGAGAGCACAUUUUUCAGUUUUUGUGUAAACUGUUGCUUUAAGAGACUAUCUAAGGAGUAACGACAGCAUUCACACAACUGUUUGUUUUUCAGAGGUUUAAAAAGAUACUGAGAAACUCAUUUUGUUAUUCAUGGACUUUCUUGAAUUUAUAUUUAUAUCUGACAACUGAACUUUGACAAUAAAAU
Labeo rohita (rohu) is the source of this 1294-nucleotide messenger RNA. It is a transcript of the gene znhit3, whose product is annotated as zinc finger, HIT-type containing 3. The transcript is spliced from 5 exons. The record is from RefSeq and is a predicted model, not a curated record. Gene Ontology annotation, biological process: maturation of LSU-rRNA from tricistronic rRNA transcript (SSU-rRNA, 5.8S rRNA, LSU-rRNA); box C/D snoRNP assembly; snoRNA localization. NCBI's taxonomy places the organism in Eukaryota, Metazoa, Chordata, Actinopteri, Cypriniformes, Cyprinidae. The coding region runs from base 111 to 563 and encodes 150 amino acids. Gene Ontology annotation, cellular component: pre-snoRNP complex; nucleus. Gene Ontology annotation, molecular function: protein binding.